Catharus ustulatus (Swainson's thrush) is the source of this 2694-nucleotide messenger RNA. It is a transcript of the gene CEP41, whose product is annotated as centrosomal protein 41. Gene Ontology annotation, biological process: cilium assembly; protein polyglutamylation. The transcript has 10 exons. Gene Ontology annotation, cellular component: ciliary basal body. The coding region runs from base 351 to 1349 and encodes 332 amino acids. NCBI's taxonomy places the organism in Eukaryota, Metazoa, Chordata, Aves, Passeriformes, Turdidae. The record is from RefSeq and is a predicted model, not a curated record.
UCCCUCCUUUUUAAAUUUGGAGGGGAGGAACUUUCUCAUUCUCUACAGGCUGAAUGGCCACGUUGUGUUUGUUCCCAGGGAGUGGAGGAAAUUUUCCUCUGUGGUUUCUCAGGGAUAGAUGACACCCUUUGGAUUGAGAUUGAAAUCCCCAGCACAGGCUCCUCUCUGUCCCUUAUGUAACCUGAGCGAUUUAAAUCCGCCCCAUCAAAAAUUAAAGAGCUGCACCCACCAUCAUCCAUCCUUUGGAGGAUUGACUUGAGGACACACAGGAGCUCCCUUCCUUCUCUCUGCUCUUGUUUCCCUCCUCUCCAAAACCCAUCCUUGGAAAACAGAACCAUCCCAACAAAACCAUGUCAGAAAAUUCCAACGGAUCCGCCAGGACCGGACCGGAUUACAGGUAUAAAAAGGAUGAGCUGUUCAAAAGGCUGAAGGUGACAACUUUUGCUCAGUUGGUUCUCCAGGUCGCCUCCCUGUCCAAUGAAACCUCAGAAGUGACAAAGGAGGAGCUGCACAAACUGCCAGAUUCUGAUGCUGCAGGUGACAAUGAAGAGGGGACAAAUGGCAAAGGGAGCCCAGAGGGGACACCCAGCCCAGUCCUGUUCCUGAGCAACUCAGGAGCUGGGGAAUCCCAGCGCUCCACCCUGCAGAGUGUGAUCAGUGGGGUUGGGGAGCUGGACAUGGAGAAGGAUUCUCCCAAAAAAGAGGACAGGCAAGGCAGGGAGAGGCCUUACCCUGACUGCCCCUUCCUGCUGCUGGACGUGCGGGACCGCGACGCCUACGAGCAGUGUCACAUCGUGGGAGCUUAUUCCUACCCCAUUGCAACGUUAUCCAGAACCAUGAAUCCAUACACAAAUAAUAUUCUGGAAUAUAAAAACGCCCAUGGGAAAAUCAUCAUCGUCUACGACAACGACGAGCGCCUGGCCAGCCAGGCAGCCACCACCAUGUGUGAGAGGGGCUUUGAGAACCUCUUCAUGUUGUCUGGGGGCCUCAAGGUCCUUGCCCAGAAGAUUCCAGAGGGGUUGAUCACGGGCACCCUCCCCUUGUCCUGCCAGGUGCCGGCCCCCACGGGAAGCGCCCGCAGGAGAGCAGCUCCCAGAGUGCCCCCCAUCCCUGCAGAGAACAAAUGGAGAUUUUCUGCUGAUGAUCUGCAGAAGUUAAGGCAAUACCUGGCUGAGGAGCAGAUCCCUUCAGACACUGCCAGUCGCCUCAGCCGGGGCGGCUCAGGCCACGAUUCCAAAUCCUCAUCGGUGAGGAGCAGCCCCAGCCUCCCCAUCACUGCUGGCACCACAUCCUCCCUGAGCAGCCACUCCCACAGCAGGAGCAGCACCCAGAACAGACCCUGGAAAUAAAGAAACAGCCAGGUUUUGGGAAUUCUGGGCACUGCUUUUAGGAAUGGGCAGGGAAAAGCAGCCACAGUGAGAAUUCUGAGCUGGGGUGAGGCUGGGAAGCUGCACUGAUGUUUCCUCCAAGCAGGGAUGGUGCAGGACAGAGCUGCUAGAACUGGUUUUGUAGGGGAGGGAACAAACUGGGACCAGUAGAAAACUGUCCCAAAGAAUUUUUAGUCCAGCUGGAGGAAUUUGUGUCCCUAACAUUGCCAGCCUGGAGCUGUGAGAGUGAACAGAUCACAGAUCAUCUGUGAGCACAGCAGAAAUAAAUAAAGACAUUCAGCAUCUUGCCAAAAGUGAGAGAAGAUCCUGAAAGAGUUUUUUGUUGGUUUAUAAAAAUAAAUUAUGAUAAUGACCAGAAAUAUUUGUAAUGAAGAUGUUUUUAUUGCCCACUUGGUGCUCGUGGACACUUUGUGAGUAGUUGUGUCUUUUUCAAGGAGAAUAACUGGAAUUUUUUUUCCCAGUAACUUCUUUUUCCAGAGGUUUUUUAGAAGCUUCUUGAAGGUUCAGGGUGGCUGAAGGAAAAAUUUGCUGCUAUUGCCUCACCAGGAUCCCUAAACUCCAGCAGGGAAUGUGGAACUGAACAGAGGGUGAAGAUUUCCUGGAAAAUGAGUAGCACAAUUUUCCUUGAGUUGAUGCUUCUGGAUAACCUGGGAAUUCUGAUUUUCCUGAGCUGCCUGUGAGACACUUUGGAGGGAUUCAGUUUUUCCAUCUGGCAUUGCUGAUCCUGCUUUUUUAUCAUGAUCUUUGUGUGGAUUUUUGGACUCUGGGGUUUUUUUUCCCCUUUUUGAAGCUGAAAAUCUUCAACACAUCCCAAAACUCCCUGGGGAUUUUGGGAUCAUUCUGGUGAAAAGACUAAAAGUAGGAGAAAUGGCACAUAAUUUCCAGAUUGGCAGCUUAGGACUGGACAUCCCUGAGCACUUUUAUCAUUUAUUGUGUCUCUGAGUGUGAAUUCAGGACUGGCAGGAUCAGUCUGGUAAGAUCCUGCUGCUGUGGGAAUAGAAUUUUCCAGCUCCAUGAGCUCUUGGAAGUCUCAUUGCAUUGGAUAAAAUCCUGAUUUUGCUAUCCAGCUGUGGGGGACAGAUCCAGAACCUCUGGCUGCUCUGUGAAAACCUCCUGGUGAAACAAAACUGGCCUGAGCUGUUUGAAAUCCUCCAAAUCCAAGGAAUCAAUCAAGGACUGGAUGUACUUUCCCACCAUCUCAUGGAUUUGUGUGGAUUUGGACUCUUGGUGUUGUUUGGAGCAGAGACAAAUUGUGCAGAGGCUGAGAGGUUUGAUUGUUUAAUUUAAUAAAAUGUAAAAUACACCA